AUGCUUGUUCCUAUUGCUUCUGGAGGGCCCAAAGCAGCAGCAGCUGCUGCUGCUGCAGCAGCAACAUCCACAGCAGCAGAACCUGCUACUGCUACCAGUCCGCAUGCAGCGGAGGUCGUGGUGCAUGCAAGCCUAGCAGAGGAAAACGCAGACAGUUCAGGUCCCGGUAGCGCUGCUGCUGCUGCUGUAGCGGCUGCCGCUGCAGCAGCACUACCAGUACCAGCUGCAGCAGCGAGUAGUGUGGCUGCCUCACAGUAUAUGCCGCCUGGUAUAGCGGCUUCUACUGCUGCUGCUGCUGCACUUGAAGAUAAGACAUUUGUCGCAGCAAAAGCUGCUGCUGGGGGCUUCACUAAGGUAGCAAUGAUGCUUGCGGAGGGUGACGUACCUGUCAGUGCGGCAGCAGAACAGCAGCAGCAGCAACAGCAACAGCAGCACGAGCAGCAACACCAGCGACAACCCGAGGGCGAUGAGGAAGGGGCCCAAGGUGUGAAGAGUUUGAAUAGGGGCCUGGUGGGGUCGGAGCCGCGUGCAGAAGCAGCGGAGCCAGCAGCAGCAGCAGAGCCAACACUACCAGCAGACAUUGGAGGCGCAACAACUACCGCAACCGCAAUAGCAACAGCAGCAACUGUGACAGGAAGAGCAACGACAACAGCUACGGCAGGAACAGCAACGACAGCAGCAGGAGCCGUAACAGCAACGGCAGCAGCAACGGCAGCAGCAGCAACAGGAGCGCCCACAGGUCAAGUUCUUGCUGUGCGUCUCCCCGACGGGCGUCUUCUGCAUCUGGCCCUUCCCCCUGAUGCAGCUGUUGCUGCUGCAUGCGGAGCAGGAGGUGAUCGCGUCUCUACUGCUGCUGCAGCUGUGCUUCCAGACAAAGACGCAGCAGCAGCAGCAGCAGUACCCUCAGCAACGGUAGUGGCGGCGACCGUCGAGGCUGUCCCACCCCAACUCGCUACUGCAGUUGCUCCUGCUCCUGCUGCUGUGCUGCACAAGGCCAAGCCGCCGGGGCCCCCUCCACGUGGCCUUCGGCCCCCUCCUAAGGCGGAACCUAAGAGGGCAGCAGCAGCUGAAGCAACAACACCAGCAGCAACAGCAACAGGAGCCAAAGCGGCGCCUCCUGGGCCAAAGGGCAAGGCUCCGGGGCCACCACCUCCAGGCCGACCACCUGCAGCAGCAUCUAAAGCAGCAGCAGCAGCGGGUAAGAAGGCCAAGGCCCCGGGGCCUCCCCCGGCGAUGCCCAAAGGGAAGGCUGCGGGGCCCCCACCAAAGUGUGCCCCAGGGCGUCGGCCUCCACCUCCAAAAGCAGCAGCAGCAGCAGCAACGGAGACGCAAGCUGCGUCAGAAGCAGCGCUGCCUCUAGGUCGCAAGAUACACUGGAAAGCACUGACAGGAGACAAAAUCCACGCGACUGCUGCCGCUACUGCUGCUGCUGCUGGUGCUCCCUCUUGGGGUGCUGCAGUCUACCUGAGAGCAGCAGCACCAGUGGCAGCAGCAGGGUGGGUCGUGCUCCCUCUUGGGGUGCUGCAGUCUACCUGA
Eimeria mitis is the source of this 1536-nucleotide messenger RNA. RefSeq lists its product as uncharacterized. The record is from RefSeq and is a predicted model, not a curated record. Lineage: Eukaryota; Apicomplexa; Conoidasida; Eucoccidiorida; Eimeriidae.